GAUGUGAUUCAAUUUCGUUUAGAAAAAGUGUAUUUAAGUUGGGUUAAAGGCAGUUUUAUGCAAAUAAUUCAAUGGUGAUGAAGUUUUUAUGUAUUGACUUAACUUUUAAAUACAAAUUACGCCUGUCUCAGUCGCGACCACCGGAGCUUGGAUAACUUUCUUUGUGUACGCUAAUCGGAUCACAAGGGUGAUCAGGGAGAGCGAAAUGUAGGUCAAUCGACAAAAUUCCAGCGGCUAUAUUUAGAUCUACUGGAGUGAUCACGUGUUUAGCCAGGGGUGUCAAAAUGGUGGACCGUACGAUAAAAAUUCAAUUGUUUGGGCAUUCUUUUGUGAAACGUUUAAAGGAUUUUGUUAUGAAUCAGGAAAAUUUUCUUUCAAAUUUGAAAUUACGUGGGAAUCCUUUAGUGCAGUAUUCCGGUUUCGGAGGGGGACACGUACAUACAUUGAAACAAAAUUUGGAUGUGGUUCGAGAUUUCAAGCCAGAUUUGGUCGUUCUCAUCAUCGGCACAAAUGGUCUUUCAUCAGUAGACAAGUCCCCAAAUUCGGUUAGUGCUGCAAUUAUGGAUUUAGUGGGCACUCUGUUGUUUAUUGAGCAGGUACGGUCAGUCAUCGUUUUCCCCAUAUUAUUCAGAAAGGUGAACAGUCAACAUAAUCGUCAUGCGGUGGACAUUCCUCGGUUCAGUGAUAGAGUUUACGAAACAAAUGCUCUUCUUGAAUCAAAGAGCAGGGAUUAUACCCACCAGCGAGUGCGUUACUGGGUACCCAAAGGUUUCUGAUCGGACGAGGCUUUAGCAGAGGUUCUAAGUAGCGACGGGGUCCAUCUUUCGUACAGAGGUCAACAAAAGUUGUACAACAACAUCCGAGCUGGGGUGGUUGCGAAGUUGAAGGCUAGCUAGCUAUGCUGUUAAGAUAUGUAUAUUUUCAUGGCACCUAUAUUUAUUUCUGUACAAUUUACAGUAGAGAUUACACAUUUAAUGGUACCUACACAUAGUGACAUACAUAACAUGAAUUAUUAUUUUUUUCACAGAUAAUACCAAUUUCUGUUUAACUUUCAUGGUUAUCUAUAUGGAUAUAUUUAGUGUGCACAGCUUGAGAGUAUUUACUAUUCGGCAGUUACCGUUUAUGGUGUUGGCGGUUGAUUAUUUUGCCUUAUUUAAGUUAUUAUACUUAUAAACCCAUGAGUAUAAAUAAACCCAUGAGUAUAAGUGCUUGAGAGUGUAGUUACACUAUUCGGCAUGCAUAUACUGGGCGCUGUUUGGCGGUUUCUGGUCGCCCAGAUAUAGAAAACUAUCACUGAUGUUUAAUCUCUUUUACUUUUAUGGUAUUUUAAUAAUAAAUACCCUUUAUUCAAUUCAAUAUCUGUUGUUGAGUUUUCUAUACAAAGUGGAACUUCAGUAACCUUUGGGGAAUCAAUAGGACAUAAAUAUGUUUUAUAUAUGUAUAAAAUGUUUUGUGUACUUGUUUCUUAUUCUGUUCUGCAUAUAUGUUUUAACCAUGACUCAUGGAUCAACGAAGGGGUUUAUGUUAAUCGUAUCGUAUUCCUUUAUGUCACAUGGUUAUAUGAACCAAUCGCUAGCUGAGUAGUCAGUCUUUAUUUAGUUGCGGAAACUGUUGGAUGUGAUUCAAUUUCGUUUAGACCUCCACCUCCCCAACCACCUCUUUUUAUAAUUUUCUUGAACAUUUGGACUCGUGAAGACAAUCAGUCCAAAUUUUUUUUAAAGAUUCUCCUUGGUUCUUCAUCUUAAAAACGUUAUAAUGUUUCAUUUUCUAAUUUGCUUAUUUGCUUGAAAUUUGAAGCCUUUUACACUUGUUAAAUCUGGUUUUAUGACAGUUUUCAUUAUACUGUGUUUUACAUACGGGUCGGCGGUUUCUGGUCGCCCGAAUAUAGAAAACUAUCACUGAUGAUUAAUCUCUUUUACUUUUAUGGUAUUUUAUUAAUAAAUACCCUUUAUUCAAUUCAAUAUCUGUUGUUGAGUUUUCUAUACAGAGUGAUACUUCAGUAAACUUUGGGGAAACAGUAAGACAUAAAACGUUAACUGAGUUGGGGUAAAUCAAUACUAUCGCCGACACCAUUUUCAUUUCAUAACGUUUAAACUGUAUACAGUGGGUUUUUAUUUCCGUCUUCAACCAUUUUUAGAAACAAUUCAUUCAUACUUAUACCCCAGUCACACAUACGGCGCGGAUAGCUACGUCUAGCUACGGACAGAAACGUAGUAAUCCGUAUCGGUCUGUACCUGAGCCGUACCUCAGCGUAGUCAUUCGUAUUAAUCCGUACCAAAACGUGGUCAAAACGUAUUCAAAACUUAUUCCAAACUUGCAAGUUUCUCCAACUUUUGAACAUGCACAAAAGUUUGAGCGAACCGUAGCCAUUUGAGCGUGACUUUAGUCCAACUUGGCUGAAACUUAUUCAUCCGUAGUUAAACGUACUUAAACGUAGUUAUCCGUACUGUUACGUACCUCUCCGUAGCCGAACGUAGUUAUCCGAGGCUGCUCGUACUUAAGCAUAGUUCAACGUAGUUUACCGCAGACCCGUCCGUGCGCUGGGCAAGUUGCAAGGCGCAGUAAAACGUAAUUCAACGUAGUACCUCGUACCUAUCCGUACUUAUUCGCGUCCUGUAUUGUUUUCUUUGUUUCCUGUUUCUCACCAUUUUCCCCGUACUAAGACGUACUGCUCCGUAGUUAUACACCCACAGACUAAUCCUUUCGCACCGUACCUCAACGCACGGACAUAUCCGUAUGUGUGACUGUAGCUUAAGUCUGGUCGCUGUAAACAAGUUUGAACCAGUAAUUGAUAAUCCUGCAUUUUCUGAUAUUAAUUAAUAGGGCCAUCCAACUUAUUUUUAUAUACCAUGAUUAUUUUUAGCUCACCUGUCACAAAGUGACAAGGUGAGCUUUUGUGAUCGCGCAGCGUCCGUCGUCCGUCGUCCGUGCGUGCGUGCGUCCGUGCGUCCGUCCGUGCGUAAACUUUUGCUUGUGACCACUCUAGAGGUCACAUUUUUCAUGGGGUCUUUAUGAAAAUUGGUCUGAAUGUUCAUCUUGAUGAUAUCUAGGUCAAGUUCGAAACUGGGUCACAUGUGGUUAAAAACUAGGUCAGUAGACCUGAAAAAAGAAAAACAUUGAGAUCUCUCUAGAGGCCACAUUUUUCACAAGAUCUUCAUGAAAAUUGGUCAGAAUGUUCAACUUGAUGAUAUCUAGGUCAAGUUUGAAACUGGGUCACGUGCCUUCAAAAGCUAUGUCAGUAAGUCAAAUAAUAGAAAAACCUUGUGACCUCUCUAGAGACCAUAUUUUUCAUGGGAUCUGUAUGGAAGUUGGUCUGAAUGUUCAUCUUGAUGAUAUCUAGGUCAAGUUCGAAACAGGGUCACGUGCGGUCAAAAACUAGGUCAGUAGGUCUAAAAAUAGAAAAACCUUGUGUAUGGAUCUUCUUAAAAAUUGGUCAGAAUGUUCACCUUGAUGAUAUCUAGGUCAAGUUUGAAAGUGGGUCACUAGGUCAGUAGGUCAAAUAAUGAAAAAAACCUUGUGACCUCCCUAGAGGCCAUAUUUUUCAUGGGAUCUGUAUGAAAGUUGGUCUGAAUGUUCAUCUUAAUGAUAUCUAGGUCAAAUACGAAACUGGGUCAUGUGCCAUCAAUAACUAGAUCAGUAGGUCAAAUAAUAUAAAACCUUGUGACCUCUCUAGAGGCCAUAUUUUUCAAUGGAUCUUCAUGAAAAUUGGUCAGAAUUUUUAUCUUGAUGAUAUCUAGGUCAGGUUCAAAACUGGGUCACAUGAGCUCAAAAACUAGGUCACUAUGUCAAAUAAUAGAAAAAGCCAUGUCAUACUCAGUUCAAAACUGGGUCAUGUGGGGACAGGGGAGCGAUUCAGGACCAUCAUGGUCCUCUUGUUUAUUGUCAGAAAGGGGCUAACGCAUAUAUUUUAGACGAAAAUAAUUUCUCUCAUUCUCUCAAAAAAUCAUAAAAAGCGUGUACUCUGAAAGUGACAUGUGACUUAAGAUUUUUGCAAGAUAUUCUAAUAAAUAAACAAAAGCAUUGAGCAAAAAGUAAGUAAACCGUUGCAACGCUUUUGAAAUAAUGCAGAUAAUUUACAUUCUUCUUGCAUAUUUACUAAUAUCUAACAUUUAUUUUCACAUCAUCUUACAUUUUGCGGCAUCAAAUAAAUAUUCUAUGCCAAAUUCGUGGAAAUGAAAUGUUGAAAAAUUUCACCAAACUGAGGGCAAGUAGCUUUAUUCGUGUUUACAUUCUCACCACGUUGUGAAGCCCAUGCAUACUUCAGAUUUGUAAUAGAUGAUGGAUGCGACAUAUGCAUCGAACAUUUCUCGGCAUAUCGAUGUCUGUUAAAAGUAUUAAUAGGGAGUUCAUUGAUUUUUUACCUUGCUAGACAACAUGUAAAUGCUGCGCGUUACUGAUUAAAACGAAUCUUAAAUAAUCAAUUGAGUCCACAUUUUCUAUGUCUGUACUAUCAUAUGUCCACUUUUCAACAUCACUUUGUCGACAUUUCCCCAUAGGUAAAAUAGAAAAUCAAUUAAACCGCUUGGUGGAGUUCCCGAUUUCAUAACACUUGGUCAGUUGCAUUCUUGUUGUACUUCUCUGAAACUGGUGGUUUUGCUCGAUUGCACUUUGGGGCCUAUAAAUAAAUUAUUCUCAUCAACGGUUCGAUAGAUUUUCACUGACAUUGGUUAAUCUUCGAGAUCUGUGCCAAUUGUUCUGCGUGACUAUCUCUUCCUUACAAGGUCCUAUCUAUCAUAUUUCGUGAUAAUGCUUUGUAACCUUGUAAUAUCUGUUUGGUCUCCGUGGCAUAUCGGUUAAUGAUGCUGAGUUUGAUUUAUUUGCCCCUCACCACUUUUGGAUUAAAACAUCGCUUGGGGUAUACAAUUCUUUCAUACGAGAAAGUCAUUCAGCUGUUGGAUUAUAGGGUAGGUAUAAGAGGUUGGUAAAUCAAGAUAGUGUUUAAAGCCUUACUUCCCUUUGCCAAGAGUCCUGAUCGUUCUAUGACAGUUGUAAUAAUCUGCUUACUGAAUAUACUGUUUCGACUUUGUUAUAAGUAUUGAAUUAUUUGUUACUGGUGUUACUAUACUUCUACUCUUAUAUUGUUUUGUUAUUGCCACCUUUAUACUAAUUCUGUUAUAACAUUGUAUCAGGUUAAUUGGUAUUGAACAAAAGCCGCAAAUUAUAUCUGUCUUUCCAUUGCAGGGUCAAUCUGUGGGUGACUCGGUCUACGCUGUGUUUCGUUCUGGAUAUGUUUUAGGUACGCAAUGCUUCCCUGGGCUCUACCUCAACAUUAUUUUGGAAUGCAAUAAACAUUAUCCGGUAGCUUAAUCACUGAACAUACUGCUUCUGCUACAGAUAAUCUAAUAAUAUGUUAACAACCGAUAAUGUAUCUGGUGUUAAGGCAUAUUUAUCAGAAUUUUAUUUUGAGUACAUUGUCGACGCUUUUAUGUUAUGUAAAUAAACGCACAAAAUAUGAUUCAGUAUAUCCUCAAAUCACAGAAAGAGUUGUAUUUUAAAUGAAAAUUGAACAUUAAAUAAAACAUGUUUAUUGUGCACUAAAGAAUUGCUACUGUACACGUACUAACAUAUGCAUUAGAACCGUUGGAAGAGGGGGUCAAACAUCCGGGCUUUUAUAUUAUACGAGCAAAGUUUAUUUUAUAUUUGCAAUAACGUCCGAGUCUAGAAUUUAAAAAUGUAAGUUUUUCCCGUUGAUUUGCUCAUUCUUUUUCUGUGAGCUCAUCAUAUGCAAUUUCUCUAAGCGAAACAACGACUGAAAAGGAAUACACAUACCGACUUUGAUGAAACUGACAUAAUUCAUGAAUUCGUUAAACAAACAACAUCUUAAGCAACAAUAUGUGCCCACUACCUGUUUUACAGUACUAUUCCAUACAUUGUCAACAGUAGACUUAAAUAUAUUGUCAAAAAGUUGUCCCCUUAAAAAAGAAUGCCAUUUUUCAGGACUCAAAAUUGAUAUGAAAACGUUGUGAAACCUAACUAUACGAAACUGCAUCAAAACGAAAAUAUUUUUUAUUUAUUGUACAUUAUUGUCAUAUUUCUUUAAAAAUGGCAUGUUAAAGGCGUUGGACUGCGUAGAAUAUUGGUAAAUUUACAAUUGUUUUGUAAAAUAAUGUUCAGUUUUCAUACAAACAACUCGUUCUUUCUGUGAUUUAGUAAUGUUAAAAUUUCAAAAUUUCAAAUACUCAGUUAAAAAAUAACACUAAUCUCAUUGAAUACGCAUUUUUCGAUAACGCCGACUGUGUGGUUUGAGAUAUACUCGAUGUAGACCUCAAAUGAAAACUUGAAUAUAUUUAUUAUAGAUUUUUACUGUUGAUGAUUCAUAUUGAAUUUAGGUCUCAUCAGCAGUCGUUAUAGGUUGAAAGGAAAAUAUGUAAUCAGUGCUAAGCGACAUUUGCCUUGCUUUACCUGCAAUGACUUGUUCGCUACGGCGCUCAAUCUAGCGUUUGAUUAAAUUUAUUCGUGUAUUUUGCUUGACACAAUCAUGGGGAAUUGUCAGUCUCUUCAAGACAGUGUUGAUAUAAAAUGGAGAUUUGUUGGACGGGAUAAAGACCUGGAAUCAUGUAUGGACUUGCUUUUCAAGAAGAAGAAGAAAUCAGUCCUUGUUUUUGGAAUGAAGAAAAUUGGAAAGUCGAGAUUUAUUGAAGAACUGUACAAACUGUGUAAAAGUAAAAAGUGUAUUUGGAAGGAUUUUGAAUUAGACAAUAUAGACUCGGGUCAUACGCUAUAUUCUUGGUUUAUUGAUUUUCUGACUUGCAUAAAUGCGCGUAAAGAAAAAGAGCGUUUUGAAAACACGUAUCCAUCAGAAACAAUCGCAUGUAACUCUUGCAUAAAUUGUAAACAACCUAAUAGAGACAAGUGUAUUGUCCGGAAUGAUCUGAUAAACAAGGCAACCAAUGCCUUAAUAGAUGCUUUAGGGAAAUAUGAAAGUGAAAUUGUACUUUUCCUAGAUAAUAUUGACAAGAUUAUGGACUGUCCAGAAUUGAGAGAUUGUUUUCUAGAUUUUUACGACAAAUCAGUAGAACUCGCUAUGUUGCAAACAGUCCUCACGUCAGCCAACAAACCAAAACUAACAGCAAGAGGUUAUGCAUCUUUUGAACUCAACCCAUUAGAUAAUACAGCAAUUCUAGAAUUGCUCUUUGAAAUGACUGAAGAAAGAGAAAACAAUUCAGAGGAGGAAAAAGAACAUGAUGGAACUGUGAAAUACUCCCUAGACUUUCAGGUAUUCACACCAGGGAACGAACCAUAUAUUAAGGCAAUUGUUGGUUUAUGUGACGGACUCCCUUUAGCUGCAGCAAUGGCAGGUUUGCUGUUGACCGAAGACGAUGGCUUACUGACACCUGCAGACCUUGUAGAAAUUCUCAUACAUAUGAGACGACAGGCUCUUAGUCCAGAAAACUGUUCGCCAGAUGAACGAUUAGAUAUCUAUACAGAACAAAUGAAAAAGAUAGUGAACGAUGUUGCAUUGUUUUUCCAUUGCUUAAAUGAAAAGAUGACCGGUAGCCACUUCAGUAUUGACGAGGCUGUGGAAGUUGCAAGUGCUGCUGGAGAUAAUGCUGCAACAGGGGCUAUGGUAAAACACAAGAGAUUGAAGCCCGGUUUGGAUAGAUCUAUCCUGUCCAUGCAAAAACUGCAAGGGAAGCAAAAGUUGAAAUGGCACGGAAUAUUACGAGAGUGUCAUGCUGCAUUAAAAGCCACUGACGGUGUUGACUCCGCGAAAGAUAUGAUUUUGAAGUUCAUGAAGGAGAAUGCUAAGAACGCUGGUCUAGAUUUAGAUGAAGAAACACUCUGCGACCCAACAUUUCUUGCGUUGGCUAUCAGACGUCUCGCUAACCAGGUGGAACCCUCAUCACCAGUGCAAGCCAUAGAAGACUGUGAGAAGGAAAGAAUGUCUCUUCUGAAAGAACAUGAAGUGGCUAGCAAGAUGGUUGCCACGACAAAGUUUGACGCGGAACAAUCAUCUGUUUUGAAAGUCCACGAAGAGGUUGAACCGCACAAAGAUGUGGAAAACAGUCUGCCUAGCGACCCCGGAAAAGCCAAGAAACUGGCAACUCGGUACUCCGUUUCUGAAGGUAGUGAUAGCAGUGAUUCCGAUAGUGUGAGUUUACAAUUUACAAAUAUUUAUCUUAGACAAACUGAAGAAUCGAUGAUUAAUGAGGAUAAGGAAACUUCCGAAAUUUGAAGUGAACUUACCACAGGUGAUAAUUACUCGAUCUGUCCACCUUGUUAUCAUUCCGAGAACAAUGUAUCUAAGCAGCCAGUGGCUAAACCUAGGAGAGAAAUAGACACAUCAGUUGGUGACUCUUUGAAAGGCCAUCCGGCAAUGUAUUAUAUUCCAUCAAGCCCGGAAAUUGUAAUGCUACAGCCGGAUAAGACUGAUGCCUUUCGUAGUCCUCAUGAACAUGUACAUACAGACACGAGAAUGCAAGCCCCAAGUCUGCAGAUAGCUGAACUGAAGGAUCCAAUUUCUGACAUGCCUGUUGACAUUGCAUUUGUUCGAUCAGAGUUUUCUACGCAGGGACCAGAGGACAUUUCUUAUAAGAGGUUGCCUAGUAACGAUCUACAUGCCAGGCAGGAAAAUUUCAACCAUGUCUCAUAUACUUCAUCAGUCAAAACGGAUUAUAUGUAUAACCAAGUUGCACAGACUGGAGAGAUGCCAAAACAUCAAGGCCAAUCAUUUGGAAGUAGGUUAUCAAUUAACCACAAUGUACAUGAAUCAAACCCAAAAAGACGGUCUCCUACGGCUGUAAUCCGCCCAAUGCCUAAACGCCGAUCUCCUCCCAACGUCGACAAACAGUUGCCGAACGAACGAAACGCGGGGCUGUCUGAACCAUCCGAUAUGAUUUAGACAUAUAUGUUUGUGAAAGGAAAAUGUUUACUUAAAGGAAGACGCUGCCAAUAGUAAACUUUAUAUUUAUGUAGAUAAAAAGGUUUCAAGAGAAGACGUUGUUAUUCUUUCAAAUUUGAAAAACACUCAUAAGUCUUCCUUUUAUCUUGCUAAAGGAGAAAAUGAACAGCUUAUAUUCAUGUAUUCACAAUAUCGGAACAUUUAGAUAGAUGUAGAUGGAUAUUUAUACAAAAAAGUGGCAGCUACUGCUAAAUUUAUUCCCUAUUGUAAUUAAUUUUGUGUUGUUUAUAUAUAUAUAUAUAUAUAUAUAUAUAUAUAUAUAUAUAUAUAUAUAUAUAUAUAUAUAUAUAUAUAUAUUUGUUUGUAAAUGCGUGUUUACACGACGUAGUGGUUAUACGCUGUAGUCCUAGUUAAUUAUUUUACGGAAUGUAUUACCCAUUCGGAGUGUUAAAAUAUAUAAAAUCAAAUUCUGAUAUAUUGCAUUUCGAUUUUUAAACCCUUUUAUGUAAACAAGUGGAUGAAAUAGAGGGUCUUUUUAAUUGCGUAUGUAUGAUACUAAAUAUAGCGGGUCAACGCAUGGCAAGGUAACAACGUUUUAAGGAUAUUAAAACUUCAGAGAUGACACGUCCUGUGAAAUAUUUUAGGAAUGCGCAGACGUUUCUGUGUGCCCUAUUAUCGAUUAAGACUGUGUCUAUUGCGUGUAACAUCAUCUGAUAUCUGGCGCAAAAUGAUACAUCGACGUGGCGUCAGUACAGUUGUGUUUCAGUGACAGUGUACAUUACCAUUUACCAUUUACACCCAUUUACCUUUAAUGAUAACUUGCCAUGAGUUAUUUAUAAGAAAGUUAUACCUUAAGUAUGACAUUUUUUUACUGAUAUAUGUAUUUAUUUUUCAAGUUAGAAUGUUGAGUUAAUUCGCAUUAAGUAUUACCAAAGAUUUAGAGUCAUUUGCUUCAGUGUGUGUUCGAAAUUACUUUAACCGAGAAGAGACCUGUGUCAGUAUUCAUAAAGCUUCUUAGGAGAAAACUUAGGGAAAUCCGUAACUCUGUAAAAUUUCCUGAACAACAUAGCACAAACUGUAGACUUUAUAAGAUUUUUUGAUAACUAUGCCAGGCUGUAUGUGACAAUAUUGUUAGACAUUUCAACUAUCUCAACGAUUGUCCACAAAAUGCUUUGGAACUUUUCCCUUUGUUAGUCCCUUAGGGAAAAUUUUCCCUUAGGAGCUUUAUAAUACCAGCCCAGAUGCAAUAUUUUGAUGAGUGGCGAAGCCACCAUGAGUGAAAGAUAUUUCAUCUUUACAUGUAAAGUAAAUAAUUCUAUUUAAAUGGACCCACCAGGUUUAAACUGUUUUAUAUUUAUUUGAUAGUUUUCAUCCAGUCUCAUUCUGAUUUUUAUUAAAAAAAUAUCUAGUAAAAUUCAUUAAUACAAACUUUGUAAUAUUAGUAUAUAGUGAUGUUGAAAACUCAUCUACAUAAUGUUUUAUACAUGUUUGACGACGCGAGAGUAUUAAAAAGCCAUUAUGUAAUCUGGUAUUACAUUAGUAUAAUAAUACUUGACGUUUACGUCGUUUUAAGUAUAGGGGAUGUUGAUCGAAUCGCUUUUAUCUGUAAUAUAUAUUUUAAAGACAUGUUUAAGCCUGUACAACAAAGCUUUCUGUCUGCUUUUGCACAUAUGAACUGACUUUGUGAAGGGGUUUUAGGCACAAACAAAGAUAAGCAUCAAUCAUACAGGUUCUAAUAUUUAAAGUCUUGUAUGCAAAUAAUUGAUUAUGGUAUAUUUUUAUGUGCUGAUUCAUGUGUUGUUAUUUCGUUGUUAAUCAGAUGUCGGUUAGUAUAUGUAUUGGUUGUAUAUAUAACACCGACUUUAAAAAAAAUUAUAUUGUGUUGUUGAAUAUGUAAAGAAAGAAGAAAUUUUGAUGUUUAGCCAGGAAAAGUUAACAUGGAAUGAAAAGAAUAUUACAUUUUUGAUUUUCCACAAUGAAUUUUUCGAACUUGUUGCGAAAAUUGAAUGCUCGACAGAGCUCAACAAUGCACACAAACUAUGCCAUUAGGCCCAAGGUCAAGGUCACACUUUGAGGUCAGUCGUCAAAUAAUUUCAUGGCCGCUCCACUUUGAAGAUUUUCAUAUAAAUAGAAUAAAUUACUUAUAUUAUUAAGACGACGUUCAGUUACUUAUCCAUGGUUAAGCCCACACUUUCUGUGUUGGUGCGACGUAAAACCCAAAUAAAUAAAUAAGUCCACACUUUCUGUGUUGGUGCAACGUAAAACCCAAAUAAAUAAGUAAAUAAAUAAGUCCACACUUUCUGUGUUGGUGCAAUGUAAAACCCAAAUAAAUAAAUAAGUCCACACUUUCAGGUCAAGGGUAUGAUAGCUUAAACUCAUGUCAGAUCCAUAUCUUCUAAACCUUUUUUGAAAAUUUUCAUAAAACUAUAAACUUCUAAGCCGCCAAGAUAAACUUCAUAAAAUAAAUAUCGAUUAAACUCAUACAGAGGACAUACAUGUAUAGAGUGCACAAGGUAGUUCACUUGGUCAAAAGUCAAGGUCAAACAUAGAGGUCAAAGAUUAGCUCAAAUUUGUUUCCACUUUGUUUCUUUUUAACCGCUACAAGGAUUUUCAUAAAACUAGCAAGAAGUGUUAACCACAUAAAAUGCAGACCCCUUCAAUGCCGAAGCUUACAGGUAAAUUUUCAUAGAUGAUGAAAUGUUAUGCUAACAAGCUUGAUAUAUUAAAGGCUAGUAUCAGCCUUAAAUGUACCUAAAUUUUCAAGGGCUAUUCAAUGUUAUUAAAAUUAUAUUUGUCUAAAGUGUUCAUUACAUAACCAAAUCAAUAUUUUCUUUCAUUGUUCAGAAAUGACACUACGUAUAUGAUAUUAAUCCGCGGUAAUUUUGAAAAAGAUCUAUUUUAAUUGUAAAUCUGUUUGAACUCUUCGGCCUUUUUGUCACGUCAUGACGUUGUGAGUGAUGCUAUAUUGAAAUUUUAUAUAUAUUUUUAAUCUGUAGUCUUCUACUGUUAAAUGACAAAUUUUAUUAUUAUUGUGUUCAUUAGUAACUAUAUAAAUUGUAAAAUAUUGUACCAGGUUUUCAGGUGCUGAAGUCAAGCAAUAGAAUGUCAGUUAGGUUGCUGUCACUUGAAGCCUACAUUUAUUAGAGUGUGACCUGAAAUAUAGAAAUUUUGUCACCUAAUUGCGUGUGUAUGUAGUGUAUAGAGGCAAUAAAAUGAUGUCACCGUAUAAAUGAUGACAUAGUUCUUCAAUUUGCCAGCGAGUUCCAUAAAAUACAUAGGAUUACACAAGGUUAAAAUCAUAAGUUCGUUUUUGCAGAACUCUUUGUUUAUUUGAAUUUUUUAAUUUUUGUUUUAUGCAAAUUACUUUUUUGUUUGUUUUAGAUGUAGUUUCACAAUGGAUUUAACUUAAAUAUAUUUUGGCAAUAAUUCUCAAAUAAAAGACAUUGACAAUUUUUCUUGCCAUAUUUGUAACACCGGUGCUAUGUUUUAAUGUUCCUUUUGUGUUGUUGAAAAACUUUAUAUUUUUGAGCUUUGCUCGUAUGGCAUUUUACGUAGCAUAAUACUGUAUAGAUUUUGUAUAAAGGUGCUUUUACAUGCGGUUCUUUAAUUCAUCAUCAAACAUGUUUGUUAUAUUUUAUUGUACUAAACGAUAAAAGAUGAGGUACAAUAUAUUUGAUUUCGUAUAUAUAUUUUGAUAUAUGAGAUAUUAUGUAUAUGUUUCUUUGCUUGGAAUUGACAAUACUAGUAGUGUAUGUUAUAGCAAAAUAAACUAUGUUGAGUUUAUAGCUGGGCAUAAUCAAUAACAUGACAUGAGUAAGAUUUUGUCUUACAGUCAUCUUAGAAUUCAGUACAUGACAAGGUUAAAAUACGGGAAGUAUUUCGAAACAAAUAACACUUUGACUUAUAAUGUGUUUGUGAACACUUUGUGGUAAUUCAUUUCAGGGUUAUAUUAAGCAACGAUUUAUGUUGUUUAUGUAAGAUCUCAAGCAUACAAAUAAACUUAGACAUACUGAUUCCAAGUACUUGUUUUUGUAACGUAAGUUGAUAAGAUAAACUGUAGUGUUAAGUGUAUAUGGAACCGAGACAAGUUGUACAUAUUUCACACAGUGACAUAAAAUGACAAUCACGUGUUAUUUUUACAUUUUUGAUAUUACUGUUAUAUCUGACUUUCAUGAUCCACCAUUAUUAUUUAUCAAGAAUAUUCAUAGACCAUAGUGAUGUUUUAUAAGCAUUUGCUGGUGUAAAUGGGAAAUGGGGCCAAAACAAGACAUUCCUACUCUACAGAGAAAUCCCAAAUGACAGAUAUUAAAUUGAUGUUUAAAAUGAAUAUCUAAAUUGUUUUUCAGAGUAACUCAUAAUUACACUACUAAUCAAAUCCUUGAAAUGGCUGAUAGUUGCGGGUUUUUGGUAGAUUCAUUUUCUGUUUUAAUGCCAGUGUAUGAAUAUACAUGAACUAGAAACAAAUACAAAUUUAAUGUGCCUCAUAUCUAAGAUGAACUCUGCCUGGCCCAGCUUGUGAUGUAACCAUGGGCUGGAAUACCUUAUCACUGAUAGAUCUUAUAUAAUCUAAAUGGUCAGUGUGAGUGAAUACUGGUUGAAUAAGAACUGCUUGUUCAUUGAUAAUUCAUCCGCAUUGUUCAUGAAUGGGACUAUUUUGUGUCGCACAUGUAAUCCUUUGGAUGUGAUUCGGAAUAAAAUAAAGAUGACAUGAUUGUCAGAAAUACACUUUAAGUUUGGUAGCGGGAUAAACCCGCAACCAAAAACUAAAACUUUUGACAAAAAAAGAAGAAAAAAUCAACAACAAUAACAAAAAAUCCUGAAUGUUCUUAAUGUAGGACCCAAGUAAAACAGGCAAUCAAACGUGAAUGGUUUUCAUUUAGAACCCAAGUAAUGACUUCUGAUCCCAAGUAAAACACUUGGCAAACGUGAAGUUUAAAUUUUGAAUUCAAGAAAAAAAAGACAUUUUUGAAUAGCACAACACCUUUAAAGACUCCACAUGCUAAAAGAACUAAUGCAUAUGUCCAUUUUGGUGCAUUUUUGAUGAUGUCCAAGUUGUGAAGGUUUAAUACAUUGUUUUCAGCCAUUUUGAAAUUUUUUAAAUAUAAUUAUUGAUAAAUGGUAUUUCUAAAGGAGGGGACGGGGCAAUUUUUUGAGAAUAAUUCAAGCAUUUAGUGGAAAUUAAAGGUAUGGUAAAACAUGCAUUUGACAGGUAAAUUUUUCAUUUAAUGUUUACCAACUAUUGUUAAAAAUUUAUUUAAAUCAUGUCGAUUUCAGUCUGACAAAAAUAGUAGGAAAAAUAAUUGAAUCAAUGAAAUAAUUACUUGUUUAUCAGCUGCAGGGCUCGGGAAAUAUUGCAGAUACAUAAAAAUGUGUUAAAGCUUUAGAACUAUAUUAUUGUAUUGAAAACAUUGAACUAUUCGCAUGGGUGAUGCUUUUUGAGAUACCUUUUCUGGAUUCUAAGACAUAUUUCAAUUAAAUAAAAAUAUUUUAUAAGCAUGUUUCAUUUGAUGUUCAAUUGUAUCAUUUUGUUUGGUUUGAGGGCCCCCGUGGCCGAGCAGUUAAGGUCACUUGCCCCUCAUCGAUGUGGCUUCAAGAAAAGGUUACAAGGUGUUUAAAGUGCUAGUAGCAGUGCAGGUGCCACGAGGUCCAAAACCACUGAAUUUAAGUAUUUUGUCUAUGUGUUGCAUUGUUUUUUUUUUACCUUGUAUACAUGCAUAUUGAAUAAAAUGUCUUUAUGUG
Messenger RNA from Mercenaria mercenaria, 14581 nucleotides. RefSeq lists its product as uncharacterized. The transcript is spliced from 7 exons. The record is from RefSeq and is a predicted model, not a curated record. Lineage: Eukaryota; Metazoa; Mollusca; Bivalvia; Venerida; Veneridae. The coding region runs from base 6479 to 8176 and encodes 565 amino acids.